AAACCCCGUGGGAGGAGCCGAGGAAGCGAAAGGAAAGCCUCGGGGCGGGUGGCACCCGGGGCCUGGGGCGGGCAUGGAGCUGCGGGCGCUCCGGCUGCUCUGCUGCUGGAUCUGGUGCUGGUUCUGGUGCUGCGGCAGAGGCCUCGGAGCCGGUCCCGGUGCCACCUCCACCCCGACGGGACCUCGGAGCAGCGAGCAACAGGCAGCCGCCUUCCGGGAAAGUCGUAAUAGACAUCGAUACUUGAAUUCUUUAUUUCCUAGAGAAAACUCCACUGCCAUCUAUGGAAUAAAUCAGUUUUCAUAUUUGUUUCCUGAAGAGUUUAAAGCUAUUUACUUAAGAACCAAAACUUCCAGAUUUCCCCGCUACUCCCCGGAAGUAUCAAUGCUCAUCUCCAACAUGUCUUUGCCAUCAAGAUUUGACUGGAGAGAUAAGCAUGUUGUAACACAAGUGAGAAACCAGCAUGCGUGUGGAGGAUGCUGGGCUUUCAGUGUGGUAGGUGCAGUGGAAUCAGCAUAUGCAAUAAAAGGGAAGCCUUUGGAAGACCUAAGUGUGCAGCAGGUCAUUGAUUGCUCAUAUAAUAAUUACGGCUGCAAUGGAGGGUCUACUUUUAAUGCUUUGAACUGGCUAAAUGAGACGCAAGUAAAACUGGUGAGAGAUUCGGAAUACCCCUUUAAAGAACGGAAUGGCCUGUGCCAUUACUUUUCUGAUUCACAUGCUGGAUUUUCAAUCAAAGGUUAUUCUGCACAUGACUUCAGUAACCAAGAAGAUAAAAUGGCAAAAGCACUUCUUACCUUUGGUCCUUUGGUGGGCAUAGUAGAUGCAGUGAGCUGGCAAGAUUAUCUGGGAGGGAUAAUACAGCAUCAUUGCUCUAGUGGAGAAGCAAAUCAUGCUAUUAUCAUAACUGGGUUUGAUAAAACAGGGACUACUCCAUAUUGGAUUGUGCGGAACUCAUGGGGAAGUUCCUGGGGAGUGGAUGGCUAUGCCCACGUCAAAAUGGGAAGUAAUAUUUGCGGUAUUGCAGAUUUUGUUUCUGCUGUAUUUGUAUGACUAAUUGAUCAAAUCAAGAGACAACUACCAAAAUGAAGAUUCCUAAUGAAAUGUAGCAUGGUAUUUCAUUCUCAGCAUUAUUCACCUUUAGGUUUUAGCAACUAGGUUUUAACAAAAGGUUCUAAGACCAAUAGUGCUUAAGCCAAGUUAUGGCAUGUCCCCUUCUUAUAAAGAGAUGGGCAACCAUAGUCAGUAGGAAGAACACCAGCACCAUGGCUUGGGAAACAAUUUCCUACGCUGGAGUGAAUGUUGGAUUAAGAUACUUUAGGUCUCUGCUUUGAAGAGGCUAUUAUCUGGUUUUGUUUAAUUGCUGUUUUUGUUUGUUUUUUAUUUAUUUUCAAUGUCAUUAAAGAGCUGAUAAGAAUUUAUUUUCCUUGUAGGAUAUAAUUACUGCCUUACCUUACCCCAACAUAGAAGAAUAGCCAACCUAAAGUUAUGUGUGCCUCUCACAAUUAUACUCUUAGCUCUCUGAGCUGAAAUGUCAUAAGGAUUUUGAAAUACCAAUAGCUUUACCUCAACAAAUAGUACUUACUCCUUGAAUUGUAGGAAGAUUAUGAAGCAGAAAACAAAAGGACAAGACCAUUUUUUAAGAGAUGGAAAUUAAGUGACAAUAAAUUAUAUGGCAACUAUGUGACAAGAACUCAACUAGCAUUACCUGAGAAAAGAUUAUUAUUUUGAAAUUUUCAUUGUCAAUAGGAUGCCAAGAGACUUCAUUUCCUUACUUUGGAUCUCAUUAUAUUAAAGGACAAUGCUUUCUUCCAUAUUUUCCUACUCUCUUUCUCUUACUCUUUACUGGGACACUCUUAAAUUCUCCUGGUGGUUUGACUUCCCUGGCUAAGAAGUCUCAUUGUUUAUUUUUCAUUUCCAUUCUACAACUAUUUCUUUUUAUUCAUCUAAGCCACCAACAUCAGACGCUCACCUUUCUCUUCCUCCCAUCAUUUGUAGGCAACACUCCUUUCAAAGUCUAAUGCCAUUAAUCUGGGUAUUAGUCAGAAUGUGAGUUUCUCAGGCUCACUGUUUUUUGUGUUUUGUUUGUUUGUUUUUCAGUUUUCUGCUUAUGUUUCCGGGAAUCUCAUUCUAACUACUUUUUUAUGUGCAUCCAUUUGGCUUUGACCUGGUUCCUGGUUCUUCAUGCCCAUGUUCUCUCUUGCUUAAGUAAUUAUGUGUGCCUGUGCAAGAACCUCAUAGCAUAAGAGCUGAUCUUUUGAUUUUACAACUAUAUUAAAUGAGUUAUAUAAGAAUAUAAGAAAAUCUAAUAAAUAUUACAUAUAUAUUUCUUCUCUAAAAUUCAUGGUCACUUCCUAAUAUAAAAUAUAAAAACACACACACCCAAAAACAAACAAACAAAAAAACACACAAUAAAAAUAAACACACAGAGUUUUAAAUGAAGCAGCAACCACUGAAAUAAUUGAGAACAUCCUACUCUUCCUUUUUUCCCUUUUUACUUUUAGUUAUCCACUCAUAUUAUUAGAAAAAUAAAAUAACAAAACAAAAUACUGUAUUUUUUUUAUACCAACCAGAA
This is a messenger RNA of Pipistrellus kuhlii (Kuhl's pipistrelle), 2570 nucleotides long. It is a transcript of the gene CTSO, whose product is annotated as cathepsin O. Gene Ontology annotation, molecular function: cysteine-type endopeptidase activity. The transcript has 8 exons. Bases 74 to 1048 code for a protein of 324 amino acids. The record is from RefSeq and is a predicted model, not a curated record. Lineage: Eukaryota; Metazoa; Chordata; Mammalia; Chiroptera; Vespertilionidae. Gene Ontology annotation, cellular component: lysosome.